AUGAAUAGAUCAGGAAACUUCAAAAAUCCUUUUGGUAGACCAUGGAUGACAGAAACAGGAGCUGCAGCUGCGGCUGGAGGCCCCGGAUCGCUCGGCUUAAAAGGUGUUGUGGCCGGUGGGAUAACUGGUGGCAUUGAAAUUUGUAUUACAUUCCCUACUGAAUAUGUAAAAACACAGCUGCAAUUAGAUGAAAAAGGAGGUACCAAAAAGUACUCGGGUAUUGUCGACUGUGUCAAGAAGACUGUAAAAGGUCAUGGCGUUCUCGGCCUCUACAGAGGACUCAGUGUGCUGCUCUAUGGCUCCAUACCCAAAUCUGCUGUCAGAUUCGGUGUUUUCGAGCAAGCCAAAUUAUACAUGGUAAAAGAAGAUGGCACACUCUCUACGUCUGGCAAGCUCCUGUGUGGUUUAACCGCUGGUGUCGCUGAGGCAAUAUUCGCCGUUACCCCAAUGGAAACGGUCAAGGUCAAGUUCAUCAAUGAUAUGAGAAUGGAGAAGCCCAGGUUUAAGGGAUUCUUUCACGGAGUCAGAACUAUUGUGAGGGAAGAGGGUGUUGGAGGCGUGUACAAAGGAGUGACGGCGACUGUAAUGAAACAAGGCAGCAACCAGGCUAUUCGAUUCUUCGUGAUGGAGUCGCUCCGAGACUGGUACAAGGGCGGAGAUAGGAACAAGCCUGUGCCCAAGUACAUUGUUGCCUUAUUCGGUGGUGUCGCUGGAGCCGCGUCAGUAUUCGGCAACACGCCAAUAGACGUAGUCAAAACUCGGAUGCAAGGACUCGAAGCUGCAAAGUACAAAAACACUUGGGACUGUUUCUUCAAGACCUGGAAAGCUGAGGGACCUUUAGCCUUCUACAAAGGUACCGUACCUAGACUAUCCAGAGUGGUCUUCGACGUAGCUAUUACGUUCACCAUAUACGAUUCUAUCAUGGAUGUAUUUAAUUAUGUAUGGAAGUAA
Molecule: messenger RNA, 951 nt
Organism: Arctia plantaginis
Lineage: Eukaryota; Metazoa; Arthropoda; Insecta; Lepidoptera; Erebidae
Source: the annotation of a GenBank genome assembly